CCAGAAGUUAGUGGAAACGCGCAAUUGGCAAAUAGCGAAGAAUAGCGAUUUCAAGAAACCGUCAUUUUCGCAGCUUGCGAAUCGCGAAUUCUUCGCGACUCGGCGUGCCCGUUUCCGUUCGCAGCCGAGGACAUAUGGUUGCUCUUUGUAGCUGUACUCUUCGCACUUUGAACUUCUCCUCUUUCUCUUUUCAACGUCUCAUGAAGUUCCUCGUUUCGUUUUGAGUGCAAAAAGUUCACGAUACAGUGCAGCUACCGAGAACAGCCUUCACACGUCUGAACGUAUCGACUUCUCGUUAUGUCAAAACGAAAGCGAUGUGAUAAAGAGGAUCAUAUUUUUCCGCACCUCCUAGUCAGUGGUGGGUGAAAGAAGACGGUGCGUGGGACCAGCGAGGAAGAGAGAGCAAGAGCGGCUUGAUUCGUUCCUAAGUCGUCGGUCCAAGUCAGUCCGCCGAGCGAAACAUGGACGCCGUGGAGAUAAAUACGUCGGAUCCGCCGCAGGGCGAGGACGCGGUCACGUCCACUAUGAAGAUAUGCCGUGUCUGCCUACUCGACAAUCUCAUGAUGCGCGAUCUCUUCGUAGGGAACGAGGUCGCGUCCCUAUCGGCGAAAGCGAUGAGCUUCGCCAACGUUAAGAUGUUACCAGGUGACGGUCUCCCAGCACAGGUGUGUUGCAUGUGUGCUGACAAACUGGAGUCAGCAUACGAGUUUAAGUUGCAAGUGGAGCAAGCUGAUAAUGUUCUUCGGGAAAAGUUUGUUGGAGGGAUAAUAAAGGAGGAAUUGUUUCUUAACGAGGUUGAAAUACACUUGGAUACCGAAAGGAGUGACAAUAUCGAAGAAAUCAGUGUCAGUACUGAUUAUGAAUCUACUGUCACACUGCCAGUAGAGUCAGAAGCCGAUAAGAACUUUCUGAAAAAUCAAUUAAUGAUUUUAGAAGCUGAAAAGUUACAAGAGUCUGGGGAAAUGCAACAAGAUUCAGAACAAGAUAACUCGCAAGAAAUCACACAAGAAAGUAUUGAGGAAGAAUUGCAACAAGAAUUAUCCAGUGCAGAAGAUAAUGAUAUAUCAGAUGCUAUCGAUGAAUCAAGGAAUGAAGAACCUUCCAGCGACGAGAAUAUUAUUCGAAGUUGUACAGAUGCAAUUCCAACAGAGGAACAUGAUUAUAUUAUGCAGCAACAGUGUAUAUUGCCUGAACGAUUCUCUUUGCAAGAAGAUAUACAAGAGACUGUAUCAGAACUUGAACAAGACACAGUAGAACACCAAGAGACUCUAUCCGAACAAAAUCAAGAGAUUUUAGCUGAACAGAAUCAAGAAAUUCAAACUCAACAAAUUUACGAGCUUCAGGCUGAGCAAAAUGAAGAAAUUCAAGCAGAACUGAAAGAAGAAGCUCAGAUCGAACAGGAGAGUAAAGCUGAACAAAAUCAAAAUAAGAAAUUACCUGAGGAAGAAGCUAAAAAUGAGCCAGUAGAACAGGAAUCAUUUCAAAAUGAAACUAGAAGAAGUAAACGUAGAUUGGCUCGUCGGACAUUUACCGAGCGAGAUUCCGACGAGGAGAAUUACUUCGAAAAUCUGAAUCUCAGUUCACGAUUGAAAAAAGCACAGGCAGAUAAGACGGAGAAGAUCUUUUUCAUGUGUUACUUGUGCGAUAAGCAGUUCCUUUCAAAGAGCGUUCUGAAAGAACAUAUGCACUCUCAUGAAGAAGUGAGAAAAACGCUGUCGCUGAAGAAAACGCCGGAGAAACCGCAGAAAGUGCAGACCAGCGUUUCCGUCGUGAAAACGCCGCCAUCCGGAAAAAAAGCCAACAAGUGCCCUUAUUGUGGUAAAGAAUAUUUGUAUAUAAUUUCGUUUACUAAACACAUUAAACAACACGAGCGAGAACGGGAGGAAGCGAAGGAAGAGUCGAUGCCGCUUGAGAUCUCCUUCCACGAGGACGAGGACAGUCUAGACUUGGAUAACGGCAAUAAAUCGGAUAGCGAAUGCAAGAAGCGAAAGAGAGGAAAUACAGCCGACGACACCGCGAGCGACAAUGAUCAUGAUAAAAGAAGAAAGCGUAGUCAUGUUGAGGAGUUUGCAUGUGACAAAUGUUCAGAAAAAUUCGAUACAAAACGAGGUUUGCAAAAGCAUUCACUUACGCAUAUUAAUUUAAAAUGCAGCGUGUGCAACGAGGAGUACGAUACUUUGGAACAACUAAGAAACCAUCGAACGAAACAUGUAGUUGAGGGCGUGCUCACCGAACAGGAUUUGGAAGAGGAUAUAAAACAGAUUGUAGUUAAAACCACUGAGAACAAUGAUGAAGACAACAAGAACAUUGAAGAUGAGGAAAACAUUGGCGAAUCCGUUGAAAAUACGAAGGAAAUAAAGUGUCCAACAUGCUCAGUGACGUUCUCGCGCAAGAAAACGCUGACCAGACACAUUGAGACGGCGCAUUUUAAUACUCGCUCUUACGAAUGCAAGAUAUGCUGUCAACAAUUUGCGCGGAAGGAUCUCCUGCGUAGGCAUUCUGAACAACAUGCUCGAAUGAAGACUUAUAAAUGUACCCAAUGCAAUAAAACCUUCGGCAACGAGCUUACGCUGAGAAAUCACCUGGUUGCCACGAAUCAUAAGACAUUUAUACAUGGGAAAGAAUACGAUCCAAACAAGCGUAUAAAGCGUGUCGCGGCGAGAGCAGCGCAGAAAAUCAUUGACAAGAUUAAGACGGAGGAUGGUCUCGAGGAUUACGACGAUGAUAACGAUGAUAAUACCGAUUAUGACGCCAAGUUGGAUGGGCAUUAUCGUCGUAAACGUGACGCUACACCAAAGAAGUACAGUUGUAAGAAAGAGUUUGAGUGCGCGUCUUGUAACAAGAGGUAUAGCUCGAAGCAAGCGUUGUCAAAGCAUAUGGAACAGCAUGUAAAGGAUGAAAAAGCGGAGAAGGUAGCGGAGAAGGCAAUGGAAAAGGCAGCGGAGAAGGCAACAGAAAAAUUGAAAAAGACCACUUUGGAGAAGAAAGAGACGCAGAAGAUGAGCAACGUGGGCGAUAACGAUGAUGAUGAUAACGACUCCGACUUUGAAAGCGGUCUCGACUGGCCGAUGGACAGCCAUGAGUGCACCACGUGCAAGAAACGGUACAGUACGAAAAAAUCGCUACUGCGCCAUCAGCUGUUGCACGAGGAGCCAAAUUUUGAGUGCGAUAUCUGCAAUAUCAAGUUCUAUCGCAAAGACAAACUGAAGGCGCAUUAUGACAAGUGUUCGGAGAAGAAUCCCGAUCAGGUGAGAAAAUGCAACAUCUGCGGUGAUAGUUUCGAGAACAAUGAGAUUUUGCGCGAACACAGGGCCAAACACGUCACCGAAGGUAUCUUAACAGAGGAAGAUCUGAGGGACAUCGAGCCGAAAUCCGAAGAAAAGAAACCGGGUGAGAAAAUCGGCCGAAAGAGAAGAACCGAUAUAGUGGGGCUCGAAUGUACCGAAUGCAACAAACAAUAUACCUCUAGAAAGGGCCUACUGCGGCAUAUUCAAGUACACGAGGGCAAAAAGUACCUGUGUGACAUAUGUCCAAAGAAAUUCUAUCGGCGAGAGCAUCUGAAGAUCCAUGUGGCCAAGCACAAUAUGAUCAAGCCAUAUAAGUGCACUCGCUGCAGCAAGCGCUUCAUCAAGGAAGAACAGCUCAACAAUCACCUGCCUAAGCAUGAUCGCACUUUCAAGAAGAGCAAGGAGACCGACAGCUCGAAGAGAUUCCUUUGUGAGAUCUGCAGCAAGAGUUUCACGCAAUCGACAACGCUGAUAGCACAUUUGCGCGCCCAUAACGGUAUCAAACCAUUUGUAUGCGAAGUAUGCUCCAGGCCAUUCACCACUAAUGCUUACUUGAAGAUGCAUAUGCGUACGCAUACGCAAGAACGUCCAUACAUAUGUCAGUACUGUUCGCGGGCAUUCGCGCGUGCUGAUACUUUGGCAAAUCAUUUAACGUCGCAUACUGGCGAAGCCAAGUAUCAUUGCAAAUGCUGUCCAAAGAAUUUCCGGCGAUUGAAAUCACUGAAAGAGCAUAUGUUUAUUCAUACUGGUCAACGACCUUACGAGUGUCCAACUUGUGACAGAAAGUUUAACAAUAAUGGCAGUCGCUACGCGCAUAGCAAGCGCUGCAAGCAGAAUCUUUUGCAGAAUCAGAACCGGGCACAGCAGAUGAUCCAACAGACACAGCAGCAGCAGCAACAUCAACAGCAACAGCAGCAGCAACAACAACAACAGCAGCAGCAGCAGCAACAGCAGCCCCAAGUACAGAUACAUGUACAGCAGCAGUCACAGCCGCAUCCGAUCAGGUUACAUCAAACUGCGAUCGGUCAGGCACAGGUAGUCAAGGCGCAGAAUAUCAAGACGAUUGCUAUAGCGAGACAACCUGAUCCUACCACAGUGGGUACAACGCAACAAGUAAUGCAGCAUCAGGAAAUACUAAUGCCUCUAAUUCUACCACUUACCGUCACUCUCACCGAUGUAGGUGAGGAGGUAAUUUUACCCGAGGGUACAAAGAUAUUCACCACCUCCUAAUUGAGCUGUUUAUUUUGUGCUCGAUUACAAUAUAGAAAGAAAAGACAUGUUGUUCACGAGAAUGAAAACUCAUUUCGACGAUAUGAAUGAGCGAAAUUUGUUCUCCUGACAUCCUAUGACUAUUGUUUUCAUUCCCAUAUUCCGAUACGUACGGAAAAUCCGGAAAUGAUACUUUACGAGGAGAUAACUCACGUUAUUAAAGGAUUUUCGUAUAUUGGAUAAGAAAGGGUACGAUGCUCCACUAGAUGUACGAUAAAUGUACGGAUUUAACAGAGAGAAUAUCAUUUUGAUUAUGUACGAAACAUUAUAUUGAAGUUUAUUUUUGCAAUGGUGAAGGCAUUAAUAAGCGAUACAUCUAAUGUAUAAUUUAUCUAGAAGUUUUAGAUACAUGUAUCUUUCCAUAAUAACAUGUAUUACCAAGAAUGAAUAGUGUAAACGUCUUUGACAAAUCAUGGGAAAACAGAAAGAGACAAAUGUCUUUAUCAUGAAUGUGUGUUGUACAUGUAAUAUAGACUUUCUUUAAGAGACAUGAUACGAAUAAGGUAGUAGUUUUUAAAUACUUAAACUACAUUAAAGCUUAAUGUAUUAAAUAUAAUACUAGAUUUACUUUCAUUUAGUUUGUUCUUCCAGAGAUCUUUUUUCGUUUUCUUUAAUCGAAUACUUCCAUUUUCAAUCUACAAUAUUGUCAUUUUAAUUCACAAAGUUGCAAUAAAGAUUUGUUGUAACAUAUAAUUGUAUAAUUAUACGCAAUUAUAUACAAUUAUGAUAAAAUGACCAUUAUAAUUGAUACAAUUACAUGCUAAUAAUAAUUAUUAUGUUCAGAAAUUACAUUAAUCUUAAAUGCGUAAUGAAUCUAGCAUUAUACUAGAAAUCUUAAGUUUUCCUUAAAACUGAAUUUGAUUAUAUUUAUCUAUUUUUGUUUAAUUAAUACUAUGUAUAUUAUUACUAUGUUACUAUUGAUUUUUGUAGAAAGAUCUAAACAAUGUUGUGCAUGGAAAUUUUAACUCGGAUAUUUUCUUUAAACACUGAUAGUUCAUACAAAAAUGUCUAAAAUUCCAUAUUGCAAUAAAUUUACUAUUUUUUUUUCUAUUAAAACAUGUAGUAGCAAAAUGACGAAGACUCUAAGAAUUAUAAAUUUUAUAAUAGAUAAGUUUCAUGCAAUGUGCUUUUAUGGGCUACAUGCUCUUACACAUAAAUAUUAAUUCGUGUCUGCAUAACAAUUGUAAAAUUAGUACGAAACUAUUACACAUGUAUAAAUAUAUCAUAAACGUUGUUAUAUGUAUGUGAGACAUGAUUCUUUAUUCUUAUUACUUAGUUUUUGUUGUAAUGAAUAAAGUAUUUGUUCUAAUCUUA
Solenopsis invicta (red fire ant) is the source of this 5870-nucleotide messenger RNA. RefSeq names its product zinc finger protein 91. The record is from RefSeq and is a predicted model, not a curated record. NCBI's taxonomy places the organism in Eukaryota, Metazoa, Arthropoda, Insecta, Hymenoptera, Formicidae. Gene Ontology annotation, cellular component: nucleus. The transcript has 3 exons. Bases 462 to 4517 code for a protein of 1351 amino acids. Gene Ontology annotation, molecular function: zinc ion binding.